CCAUUUCGUUAAAGGGCUAUGUUUUUUAUCCAUUGUCAGAGGGGAGCUAGAUUUGCGAUGACCCUUCUGCGAGACGUUUUUUGGACAACAUCAAGAGGAAUUCCAGAGGAAUUUCAUCCCUUUAACAAUGAGCAAUAGCUUGAGAAGUCGAAGUGAGAUCCUGCGAGAUGACGAAUGUCUCAUCAACUCCAAACUUCCUAAGGAGGACACUUUGAGGAUAUUUUCGUACCUCGACGUCGUGAGCCUGUGUCGAUGUGCCCAGGUAUCCAAGGCCUGGAACCAGCUUGCCCUGGAUGGUAGCAACUGGCAGAAGGUGGAUUUAUUUAACUUCCAGACGGAUGUCGAGGGGAAAGUGGUUGAGCAUAUUUCCAAGCGAUGUGGGGGCUUCCUGAAGAACCUAAGCCUGUACGGUUGCCAGAAUGUCACCGACGAUGCACUCAACACAUUUGCACAGAACUGCAGAAAUAUCGAGAUCCUUCGAAUGAGCGACUGCAAAAAGAUCUCGGACAAGACGGCGGCCAGCCUGAGCAAGUACUGCAGCAAGCUCCACCGACUCCGGCUGGACUCCUGCACAUCCAUCACAGACCAGGCACUCAAAUACCUCAGUGAUGGAUGCCACAACCUGAGCUAUCUCAACGUGUCCUGGUGUGGCCUUUCAGACAACGGUAUUGAAGCGUUGGCCAGGGGGUGCCCCAAACUAGCUGUGCUAAUCUGUAAAGGAUGUCAUCAAUUAACGGAAGAAUCUCUCACACAUUUAGGAACUCACAGUCCCCACUUGACAACCCUGAAUGUCCAAGGGUGCCAGUUGAUGACAGACGAGGGCAUGCAGAAACUCGCGCGGGGCUGCAGCAAACUACAGUCACUAUGCCUAUCGGGUUGCACACACCUCACAGAUGCAACGCUAGUAGCUCUGAGUAACUUCUGCCAUAAACUCAGAACAUUGGAAGUGGCCAGUUGCUCACAAUUUACAGACAAUGGCUUUCUAGCCUUAGCGAGAACGUGUUCAGAAUUAGAAAGAAUGGAUCUUGAAGAGUGCUCAUUGAUUACCGAUUCCACACUGUUGCACCUGGCCAAUGGUUGCCCGUCCCUGCAAGAACUGAGUUUCUCCCACUGCGAGCUGAUCACAGACGAGGGCAUCCGGCACAUAGGCACCAGCGCCUGCGCCACGGAGCACCUGCAGGUCAUCGAGCUAGACAACUGUCCCCUGAUCACGGACGUGUCGCUAGAACACCUGAUGGGUUGCCAGAGCCUGCAGAGGAUAGAGCUGUACGACUGCCAGUUGAUUACAAGGGCUGGGAUAAGGCGGCUAAGGGCACAGCAUCCUGAUGUCAAAGUCCAAGCCUAUUUUGCACCCGUUACUCCGCCCCCUUCAGUGGGAGGGGGUAGGCCACGGUACUGUAGAUGUUGCACAAUAAUCUAGAUACACUCCCCCCUCCCCCCUCCCCCUCCCCCCAGCAGAGAUCCACACUUUGGAAAUAUAAUAUUACAAAAACAAGUUUGAAACGCUCGCCUCUGAAUUACAUGUUGUCCCUGGAUAAUGUCAAUUUGAGAUGGUACUACUAGCAAGCAAAACCGCUGUUCGUAUAUAAUGCCAUGAAUAUGUCAAAAUAAGUCUGAAUUUUAUGAUGUUUACAGAGUCUCCUGUUUGGUCAUGUGUUUCGGUCCUCUUGAAACGUUACAGAAAAGUCCUGUCAUUUGUGAGGUUGACAAAGUUUUAGCUUCGAAAGCAAAUCGAAUCCAGUCCUUUUAAAAUCCGAUUGAACGUCACUUGAACUUCAAUGAGACAUAUUUAAAAAAAGAUACAAAAAUAAUCCUGCUAGCAUUCUUAACCAUCUUUACGCUAUUGAGUGGAAGUUGUUUUAAAAUUGUAAGAAAAGUACAAAAUAAGUGGUUAACGUCAACUAGAGAUCACUCAAAACUGGAAAGUGGAAUUUCUUUGGAAAGUAAAACUACUAAUUUCACUUAAUAUCACCCCCUCUCUCCCAGGAUUUGAAAGGUUACACAUUUUUCGCAACUAUUUUUGAAAACACAUAACUUUUUUUUGCGUCUGAAAAUUAAAGUUGUUGGAUUGAGUUGGGUUUUCUUACGAUUGUAGAAAUUUUUUGUCUUUGGCGAUUUUUUUUUUUUUUUUUUACAUUCAGAAAUAUUUUGUUUGUGAUACAUGCAGGGUUUCUUGGUGAGUUAAAUUGCCACAAAUUAAAAUUGUACCAUGUUUUGUCAUGUUGCAUUGGAGAUGAAGUAAUGUGGGACGCAAAAACCUUUCUCCCUUUUUUCCAAUAUAUUUUAUGAUAUCAUGCACAUUUAGUUGUACAAGAAAUCUAAUCUUGAUUAACAAAACUGAAAUUUUACAGACAGAACAUUUUAAAUGGUUUUAACAUCUUUAACCGGAUUCUUUUUUAUUGGAAAGAUUUAUAUUGAGAACGUUAAUUUUCUUUGCUGUAAGACAAGUUCAAAGCAGGCAGAGGUCUUUUUGUUUAAGCAGUUCAGAUGGAAUACAGUGGAAUGUCGCUGUAGCGAACACCGCUUUACCGAACAUUCGGCUAUACCGAACAUCAUCCUUGGCUCCCGAUUUUUGUGUACAAAACGUGACGAACAUUGUUGUUCGAAGAUGUCGACAGAAGAGUGACAAAUGGUUUUAUUUCCCCAAGGAAUAGAAGGGAAAAGCCACCCGUGUAAGCU
Messenger RNA from Patiria miniata (bat star), 2679 nucleotides. RefSeq names its product F-box/LRR-repeat protein 20-like. Gene Ontology annotation, cellular component: SCF ubiquitin ligase complex. The coding region runs from base 128 to 1420 and encodes 430 amino acids. Gene Ontology annotation, biological process: SCF-dependent proteasomal ubiquitin-dependent protein catabolic process. The transcript has 14 exons. Gene Ontology annotation, molecular function: protein binding. Lineage: Eukaryota; Metazoa; Echinodermata; Asteroidea; Valvatida; Asterinidae. The record is from RefSeq and is a predicted model, not a curated record.